Molecule: messenger RNA, 6351 nt
Organism: Nematostella vectensis (starlet sea anemone)
Lineage: Eukaryota; Metazoa; Cnidaria; Anthozoa; Actiniaria; Edwardsiidae
Product: transcription initiation factor TFIID subunit 1
Exons: 47
Coding region: 53-5611 (1852 amino acids)
Biological process (GO): RNA polymerase II preinitiation complex assembly; transcription by RNA polymerase II
Cellular component (GO): transcription factor TFIID complex
Molecular function (GO): RNA polymerase II general transcription initiation factor activity; histone acetyltransferase activity; RNA polymerase II general transcription initiation factor binding
Source: RefSeq, a predicted model, not a curated record
GAUCUAAGAUUUCAGAUCCCGUCAUGCAGCGCAAACUAUUCACCAGAGCGCAAUGGCGGAGACGGAUGAUGAAGAGGGAUCUCUCAAUCUCACCGGCUUUCUUUUCGGUAACAUCAACAUUCGCGGAGAGCUAGAGGACCACGAUCUCCUGGAUGAGGAUUCCCGCCGCCAUCUAUCCCAGCUAAGUGCCUUGGGAGAUAUUGGAAAUCUUGUGAAAGACAUAACAGAUGAUGCUACCAUCAGGCCAGAUACCCAAGAUGACUCAAAUUCAGGUUGGAUACAAAAGGAAUCUGAUGCUAUGGAUUAUAGUGAUAUCAGUGAGCUGGCAGAGGAGGAGGAAACCAAAUAUUACAAGCAAGCAGUUUCCUAUGCUUCUAAUAGAUCUGCUGAUGAGGAAGAUGAUUAUGAUGCAGAUGAUGAGACCCCGCCCCCCUCGACAUCAGAUGCCUCAUUCAUCUUACCCACCAUCGCCCCUGCUGCCAGCACAUUAUCUAAAGAAGAGCAGGACAGAUUAGCGAUGCCUCCCCCAUCCCUACCCUCAGGGGGGUCAGGAGAGCCUCCUACUGAGCAACCAUCACCACCCUUGCCAGGUCCCCUUGCUGCUGCCAUAAAAGUUGAAGACAGGCUGCUGCGAACAUCCAAGGGGCAGACUGUCACCGAACUAUUUCCUGAGUUCAAACCUGGCAAAGUGCUACGAUUCAGUCGGCUGUUUGGACCCAGCAAAUCCUCUUCACUUCCCCAACAAUGGCGUAAUGCAAAAAGGAGAAAGAAGAAGAAGAAAAAGCAUGGCGAAGAGGAUGUCCCAGCGAACCCCAUCCGCCCCUCUACCCCUCCCCUGCCACGCCCUGAAGAUUGCAUGUCGGAUGAUGAGGACAAACUCAUGGCACCAUGGGAGCCUACGGAAGAAGAGCUGCGUAAUGCGGCAGAGAUGAAUGCAUCUAACGCAGCAGAAUACGAAGAGGCAAAUCGGGCUUGUGAGUGGCGGUACGGCCCUGCGGCCCUGUGGUAUGAGAUGCUAGGUGUGAGUGAGGAUGGAUCAGAUUUGGAUUAUGGAUUUAGAGUCAAAGAGGAGAAAGAUGAGGGAGAGCCGUCGUCACCCCUUGACUUACCACCAGAUGAUUGUUUCCACAUGGUAUCUCAGGUGAACUGGGAAGAUGACAUAAUCUGGUCACCAGAGGAUGUUAAACCAAACAUACAGGCAAUGGCCAGGGCGGGCUGGAUACCAACAGGGUCAACCAGGACAGCCCAGGCAUACGCCAACCAACAACAGGCCCUACUAAACCAACUAGGUAUAAAGCAUCCAGGCCUAGACACAUUUCUCAAGAACACAGGUGCCGCCAUCAAAAGCAACAUUAACUCCAUGGUUCCAGUCAACACAAACAAGCCAGGAGUGGGCAGUAACCAGCCAAAGAAGCCGUCCAAAUGGUACUCGAUCUUCCCAGUCGAUAAUGAUGACCUGGUCUACUGCAACUGGGAAGACAAGAUUAUCUGGGACUCACAGGCCAUGCCACAGAUCCCCUCCCCCACUGUCAUGCAGCUUGAUCCGAAUGAUGAGAACAUUAUUCUUGGAAUCCCAGAAGAUAAGUACCCUGAAGACAAGAACUCCAGUACAUCCACCACACCGAAAAAGGAAACCAAGAAGUCAAAGUUAUUGCUUGGAAAGAACAACAAGAAUGAUGAUGAUGAAGAGCAGGACGAUAACAAGGAGGAAUCCAGCAACAUGUUUAACAUUUCUAAUGAUGUCUAUUACAGCACUAAACACACCAACGUUGAAAGCUCUCUAGAAGCAACUUUAGGCUCCAAUCUUGUACAGCACUCCCUUCCUGCGAUUGAGCUCCAACGGCCAUACUUCCCAACCUAUAUGUCUCCUCAAGACUUGCGGCACUUCCACAAGCCCCCUCUGAAGAAGCCUCCACAUGGUCCAGUUGCUAAACCAGGCCGGCAUGUUGUGUAUGGGCUGCUGAAACACAUCAAGAAGAAAGCGAGGGAGCGUGAGAAAGAGCGUCUAGCUUCAGGUGGAGGCGAGAUGUUCUUCAUGAGAACACCCAGUGAUCUAACAGGGAUGGAUGGCAAGCUGGUCCUGCUGGAGUACUGUGAAGAACAUCCUGCACUUAUCAUGGCUGUUGGGAUGAACACACGCAUCAGGAACUACCACAAACGAAAACCUGGCAAGGAUGACAGUAUUCCUGAUUACAAGUUUGGCGAACCCGUCCCUGUCCAUCAGAUGUCUCCUUUCCUUGGACACCUCAAGCCGGGAGAAUCUCUUCAGGCUCUAGAAAACAACUUAUUCCGUGCCCCAAUCUAUGAGCAUGAAAUGCCAACAACAGACUUCUUAAUUAUCAGGAUGCCAUCUGGGUACUACAUUCGUGAGAUCGGCACUAUAUUUACAAUUGGUCAGCAGUGCCCAAAGUUUGAGGUCCCAGGUCCCAACUCUAAAAAGGCUAACAUCCAUGCAAGGGAUUUUCUCCAGAUCUUCAUCUAUCGGCUGUUCUGGAAAAGUCAGGAUGAUCCGCGCCGUAUCAAGAUGGAUGACAUCAAAAAGGCUUUCCCAGCUCACUCGGAGAGCAGUAUACGCAAAAGGCUGAAGCUGUGUGCUGACUUUAAACGCACAGGGGACUGCUGUAAUUGGUGGGUAUUGAAGAGUGACUUCCGGCUACCAGCAGAGGAAGAAAUGAGGGCACUGGUGUCGCCAGAGCAGGCAUGUGCCUACUACAGCAUGCUAGCUGCCGAACAACGACUGAAGGAUGCUGGAUAUGGCGAAAAAUCCUUGUUCUCCUGUGAUGAUGACAACGAUGACAGUGAGAACUCCAAGAUCGAUGAUGAGAUCCGUAUGGCCCCGUGGAACACAACCCGGGCAUUCAUCUCUGCCAUGCGGGGCAAAUGCCAGUUGGCAGUGACAGGAAGCGCAGAUCCCACAGGGUGUGGCGAGGGUUUCUCUUACAUCAGGGUGCCCAAUAAACCCAUGGCAAACAAGGAUGAGUCGGCAGCACAGGCAGCCCAGAUCCGCAAACAGAAGACAGUGACGGGAACUGAUGCCGACUUGCGAAGGCUGUCCCUCAAGCAGGCCCGACAAGUGCUGCGGGACUUUGGCGUGUCAGACGAAGAGAUUAAGAAGCUGUCUCGGUGGGAGGUGAUUGACGUUGUCAGGACGAUGUCAACAGAAGCAGCCAAGUCAGGGGAGGAAGGAAUGAGCAAGUUCGCUCGUGGCUCACGAUUCACGAUCGCUGAGCAUCAAGAGAGAUACAAGGAGGAGUGCCAGAGGAUCUUCGAGCUACAGAACAGGGUGUUGUCAUCCAAGGAAGAGCUGUCCACAGACGAAGCGAGCAGUAGCGAGGAGGAGAGUGACAUUGAUGAGUUAGGGAAGAACCUGGAAAGCAUGCUGGCCAACAAGAAGACCUCCAUCCAGCUAACCCAUGAGGAGGAGGAAGCUGAGAGACGAGAGCUGCAGCGAAUGCUGAGUGAGGACAAGCCAGGUGACAGGAAUGGCAAACUGUCUGGGGACAAGUACAAGGACGGGAGUAAGAAGCCGAUGGAUUUUGACGACGACUCACAAUCCAUAAUGAGCUGCGAGUCCUCCAAUGUCGGUCGUAAGCUCGUGAUUCAGCGCGUUUUCAAGACACAUGAGGGUCAGGAUUUCACGCGACGUGAGGUCGUCAAGAACCAGGCGGUGAUCGACGCGUACUUGCGCAUCGUCAACAAAGACAAGAACAUAAGAGCGCAGUUUGCUAGCGUGGACGAGGUGCACAAGGAAGAAAUCCGACGAGAGAAAAGAAGGAUCCAGGAGCAGCUUCGUAGAAUUCGCCGCAACCAAGAAAAAGAAAAGCUUCAACCAGUGAAAAAGAAGAAAGAGAAACCCCCUUCUACCGCAAGUAUUAAGCUUAAGUGUGGCGCAUGCGGUCAGAUUGGUCAUAUGCGAACCAACAAGAACUGUCCUCUGUACCAAGAGGCGAACCCAGGAUCUCUAUCAGUCGCCAUGACUGACGAACAGGUUGCCGAGGAGGAGUUCAACAUGCCGAACGAUGACCUGGUUAAGGUGGAGGGAACCAAGAUCACCCUAGGAAAAGCCUUCCUAGACCAGACAAACGAACUGAAGAGAAAAUCACUGGUUUUACGUUUCCCCAAGGAGUCUGUUCGCAAGAAGAGACGAUCUGGAGUCAUGCAUUGCGACUACCUUAAGAGACCUCGAAAAUCAAUAAACCGACGGCGUGCAAACCCAGAGGUCGCCAUGCAGCUCCUGAUGGAGGGAAUCAUUAACAAGAUGAAGGAGGUCGACGAGAGUUGGCCGUUCCACACUCCUGUCAACCCCAAGACCGUGCCUGACUACCACAAGAUCGUGAAGAAUCCUAUCGACCUGCAGACGUUACGUGAGAACCUCCGACACGGCAAGUACUCAUCGCGGGAGGAUUUCCUGGAAGCGUGCAGCCUGCUCGUCUCUAACAGCGUCCUCUACAACGGUCACCAGCACAGUCUGACUGCGAUCGCACAGAACAUGUUGGACUGCUGCACCAAGGUUAUAAGUGAGAAAGAAGAAGAGUUUAUCCAACUGGAGAAGGAGAUCAACCCUCUGCUCAGCGAUGACCCACUGGUGGCAUUUUCGUGGAUUCUUGAGAACAUCGUAAUGCAGAUCAAAACCAUGCCAGAGUCAUGGCCUUUUCACAAACCGGUGAACAGCAAGCAAGUUCCUGACUAUUACGAGGUCAUUAAGAACCCAAUGGACAUCGAGACACUCAGACAGCAUGUGCAGGAUGGAAUGUGCCGAUCGCGGGAAGAGUUCUUAGAAAACGUAAAACUUCUCCACACCAACAGCGUCUUGUACAACGGUGAGAACCAUGAGUUCACCAAAACUGCCAAUUCUAUUUAUGCUGCUUGCGAGAACAUUCUCAAAGAGCACGAAGAACAACUUUCAAAACUUGAGAGCGAAAUCUCCAUGAUGGCAGAUGACGCUUCCUCGUACCUGGCGAGCGAACCGCCCUCUGUCCGGGGCCCAGAAUCGGCCGAAAACAGCAUGGACGGGUUCCCAGACACGUCACGCGAAGACGAGAGUCUAAUGGGAAUGGAUAGUAGCUUGUUAGGCCCGGAUGAUAGCAUGAUAGCGGACGGGGAUAACGCUAUGACCGGACCAGACAGUAUGUUAGACAGAGACUCUAGUAUGGAGAAGGUGCCAGCUGAACCAUUCAAGCACUUCAGAAAAUCAGUCGCACCUUCUAAACAAGCGUUCCGUUCUGAGGAAGAAGAAGAAAUGAUCGACGUUGAAGGCUACGAGUCGGACGAUCGGUUGUUCCGGAGCAUCUCCGACUCUCGUAUAGAUAUGGACACCUCAAUCGCCAACAUAUCGGCUACUGCCGACUCGGAGACGAUGGUCAGCGUCUCACAGAAUGAAUUUGAAAGCAUUCUAUUACAGGACCUUCAGCACAGCGAUAGCGACAGUGCAGACGACGACGAUGAAGAGGACGACUUCCCGUUUGGUGACGGCGAGGACGACGAGGACGACGAGGAGGAGGCGAUGGAGGACGUAGACGACGGGGGGAGUGCACGAGGGGGGAUGUCACCACCCGGAGACUCUAAUGAUGCUUCUAGGGACUUCACAUACGACGAAGACGAGGACGAUUGACUUGUGAGAUGGCAUUGGUUUGGGAGAUUGUGGGGGAGGGUUUGGUGGUGAUGGAGGAGUUGUUCUUGCUUGUAGUAUCAGUAGCAGUUCUUGUUGUUGGUGGGGCUAUUGGUUGAUUUUGUUGGUGGUGUUAUUGGUUGUUGUUGUCGGUUGUUAUUGCUGUUGUUAUUGGUUGUUGUUGCUGUUGUUGUCGGUGGUGGUAGCUGUUGUUAUUGUUGUCGGGGGUGGGUGCGAAUUAGAGUGAUUGGUGGUGGUGUAAGAAGCAGUGAUGAGGCGAUGGAAGUGUAGAUGGUGGUAGAGUCAAUAUAUCGGACACCUGGAACCAAGAAUGUGUCCGUUAUAUGAAGGUUAAGGUGCCCAUUGAAUGAUGGGAGUUUUAUUUAAAGAGUUCGACAAAAUAAUUUAAAAUCUGGAACUCCAAAAGUCUGUUAUGUGGCUUUAACUAGAGGGUUUGUGUUUAAUAUACGAAGUUAUAUGGAGGUUUAUAACACUGUAAUGAUUGUUGAUAUUGGUGCGACUUUAAUUUCACGGUACACGGUAUACAUUGCCUAUAGCAGAGUUUCCGUGAGAUGGAUGAGUUCUAUAGCGCUCCUAGACUUGUAAGGGGUCGUGAUACUAUUAUCCUAUUAGCAUGGAAAAAGAGAUAUCUUUGAAAAUGUUCUGUAAAAUAUUGUAGAAAGUGUAAAUAUAUAUUAUAGAAUAUUGUAGAAAAUAAUUUAAAAAUAAAUGCGACAUUUUGA